AUGUCUUCCAGAGCAUCCGAAGAAGCAGAUCUCAAAACCCCCAUUAUCUACAUAUUUCCAGGGCGUCAACCCGAUGUUCGUCUGAUGGUUUUUAAACAAGAGUUUCACGUGCACUCCCAUAUCUUGAAGGAAGGGUCAAUUUAUUUCCGCAAAUUUCUUGAUUCGCCUGAUAAGCAAGAUGCACCCGGACCAGACUUAGCUCUGUUCAGAUAUGAUUAUAGCACAGUUGUUGAUGAGGAUGGGGCUUGGGGCUUGGAGGCCGUCGCUAAGGCUCCGUUGUUAACUGAGGAAAUGAUAUCCCAAGCAGAGGAUAUGGAGGGAGAAGUUGAGGGCUUUCGACAACUCCUUUGCGCCAUGUAUUCAAGGCCCUAUACCAUCAAGAGUGUUGAAGAGCUAUCAACACUUACUCGCAUUGCAGACUUCUACUGCGCUCUUCCGAUAGUUUCGGUCACUCUCACCGACGCGCUUCUCAAUAGCCCUAUAUUUUUGAAACGAGAAAAUGAAGAUUCAACUGCGUGCACGAAGGAUCAGCUAGCGGAAGAUUGCGACUCUAUGAUAUUCAACGCGCAGAAGCUUAGAAGUUCCGUUCUUUUUCGCGAGUGUCUAAUCCACGUCGUGGCCAAUUGGAAGGAUAAGGACACUUUCAAGUUUCAUCGUACUCGAAAUGAGGAGAUCAUCCGUGGUUUGAUCGGAGCAGGGUUCUCUCAACUUGACGAAAUGAUCGACCAUUUGCAACAUACACUCUAUAUUGAGGCCGUAAUGGCCAAAGACUCGCUGGAUACACCGGAACUCACAAAUGCCUUGGCAGCCGCUGAGGAGGACUACGUUUCUUUUCAAAGUGAACCAAAAAUGGCAGUUGCAUUCUGGAAAGACUUGAGCGCAAAAUUAGCUCACGUGGGCGGUGAUGCAGAAUUUCUUAAGUCUGAAAUAGAUCCGUUAUUGGUCAAUAAUCUUGUAUUGGAUCGUACCAAUGACGGACCUGGCGAAGGCUGUUAUAAGCAUUGCUUUCUCUGCGCCGAGAUCGGCGACAAACAAAUACCUUGGGAUUCCACGGCUGUGGACUGGUAA
This is a messenger RNA of Botrytis byssoidea, 1068 nucleotides long. RefSeq lists its product as uncharacterized. NCBI's taxonomy places the organism in Eukaryota, Fungi, Ascomycota, Leotiomycetes, Helotiales, Sclerotiniaceae. Bases 1 to 1068 code for a protein of 355 amino acids. The record is from RefSeq and is a predicted model, not a curated record. The transcript is spliced from 3 exons. Gene Ontology annotation, molecular function: protein binding.